This is a messenger RNA of Gloeophyllum trabeum ATCC 11539, 1830 nucleotides long. RefSeq names its product DUF1253-domain-containing protein. Lineage: Eukaryota; Fungi; Basidiomycota; Agaricomycetes; Gloeophyllales; Gloeophyllaceae. The transcript has 11 exons. The record is from RefSeq and is a predicted model, not a curated record. The coding region runs from base 145 to 1830 and encodes 561 amino acids. Gene Ontology annotation, biological process: maturation of SSU-rRNA from tricistronic rRNA transcript (SSU-rRNA, 5.8S rRNA, LSU-rRNA). Gene Ontology annotation, molecular function: U3 snoRNA binding; rRNA binding. Gene Ontology annotation, cellular component: nucleolus; small-subunit processome.
CGGAAAUGGAUUGAAGACGAUUCAGCGCCUUUGCCCAAGCUGAAUAAGAGGAAAUCUAUACGAUUCGAUGAUAGCAAAGGGGACCCGAGCCGGAAAGAGAACGAGAACCAGGACGCAGACGACGCAGACGGCGGUGCUGAGCAAAUGAUUGUGGAAGAGCCAGAGGCAGACGAGGACGGUUCGAAUCCGUACGAGCAGCACUUUGGAGGUAAACCUGUAGCCUUGUCCGACAAUGCAAGAGAAGCUGUGGAUAGGCGAGCCUGGCGAGCGUCGAAGGAGAAGCUUAGUAGCCUCGGUCCGGCAGUCGUGGAAGGGCCGGAGGGCCCAGAUAACAGAGGCGGUCUGAAUAUCGGACGAGUGCAUGUUCUUGACAGGUUACGAGGUCCGUUCGACAAGCGGCAGGAGAAACUGCCGAAAGAACGUAGAGAGCUGCAAACCGACUUCCUCUCCUUGCUGUCAACUCAUAAGGACGUCUAUAUCACCCGGACAUCCCUAGAAACGCAACCCAGUCUUAGAGAAGCGACGACACUUCACGUCCUAGACCACAUCGUGCGAAAGCGUCGCCGCAUCCUGAAGAACAACGAACGCCUGACUCAUGCCUCAAAAUCCGGGCAGCCCCCGCCUGAAGACAUCCAGGACCAAGGUUUUACGCGACCAUCCGUCCUCAUCCUCCUCCCCUUCCGUAACUCCUGCAUGAACUGGGUAAAUGCGCUCACCGCGCACACACCCAAGCCGGACUGGCAGAUCGACCUGUACUCACGGUUUGCAAGCGAAUAUGGGUUGCCCGAGGGCGUCGUCGACAAGCUCGCUAGUGCAGAGCCAGGCGCGUACCCGCGCGACCAUGUAGAGACGUUCAAGGGCAAUGUGGAUGACAGCUUUAGGCUGGGGAUCAAGAUCACAAGAAGGAAUCUGAAGUUAUAUUCGGAGUUUUACGGGUCGGAUAUUAUAUUGGCUAGCCCGCUGGGGUUGAGGAUGGUGAUCGAGAAGGAGAAGAGCAGCGAUUUUCUAUCGUCGAUCGAGAUCUUGAUCGUGGACCAAAUGGAUGCUUUGACAAUGCAGAACUGGGAGCAUGUCCAGUUUGUCUUGUCUCAUCUGAAUAAACUCCCGAAAGAGUCCCAUGACGCCGACUUCUCCCGUAUCAAGCCUUGGUACCUCGAUGGCCAUGCGGUGUAUCUCCGUCAGACCAUCCUUUUUACCCCGUACGAGACGCCUGAGACCCGUGCUGUCUAUAACACCCAGCUGAAGAAUGUCGCUGGGAGAAUCAGAACCGAGCGCCGCUGGCCUCCGAUUGUCGUGCCCGAGGGUAUAGAUUCCACCUUCGUUCGCUUCGAUUGCUCUGGUCCCAAAGACGAGCCUGACAAGCGGUUCACCUAUUUCACCACGCAACUUCUCCCCGCCACCCUGAAAUCAGCCAUGCAGAGUGCCAACACGGUCAUCUUCAUUCCUUCCUCAUUUGACUUUAUCCGCGUGCACAAUUACUUCAGGAAACGGGAGGAUAUCUCGUUCACUGUCCUUUCAGAAUACUCCUCGAACCAAGACAUCUCGCGGGCGCGGCAAGCGUUCUUCACAGGCAAAAAGUCUUUUCUGCUCAUCUCGGAGCGAUUCCAUUUCUUCCGGAGAUACAAAAUUCGUGGCAUACGCAACCUCAUCUUCUAUGCUCCUCCCGACCACCCGCAAUUCUACACCGAAUUCCUGUCGUACCCGUUCCUGGACGACGGGGUCGAUGCCUCGGACGUGAGCUGCCGGGUCUUGUAUAGCAAGUACGACUGGUUCCGCCUGGGAAGGAUCGCGGGGACUGAGGCAGCUGUGGAGCUGAUCAAAAGGGACUAG